AGAAAUGGGGGUGCAGAAGAGACAUAGUCAGUUUAGUGAUACAAAAUACAAGUGGCGGACAGUUUUUGUGUUAUUUUUGUGUAUCGUGUGGUGUAAUGGUCAGGAGUUUCGUGUGGAGGAGACGGACCCAUACAUGUUAAACAAAUCUUUAGGGCUAACAGAGUUGCCCGGCGGUGUGGUGGUGGGUGGUAGAACGGUCUGGAAAAGAGACGGUAGCCCGUAUCUUCUUCGGGAUGAUCUCCUUGUGGAGAGAGAAGCGGAAUUGUUUGUAGAGCCUGGAGUAGAAGUGCGGUUUGCGCCAAUGAUUGGGAUCACUGUGCGGGGAAAACUCGUUGCUAUGGGACAAUUUGGAAGGGGUAUUACAUUUACGAGCACAGAAGAAUCGCAAAAACAACCGAAACCGUUUCCAGAUAUACGUCUUGUUGAUGGACCUUCAAUAUUAGCAGGACGAGUCCAACUGUUACACAGGGGACGAUGGAGAUCCGUAUGCACAAAUUCAAGAAAUUGGACCAUCAACGAUAUGGAAACGGCGUGCAGACAAUUAGGCUUCAUGGGCGGAACGUUUUACAAUUGGAUGGAUCGACAGCCAGGUAGACAAGCACGACUUUUACUCGAGGAACCCAAGUGUAAAGGCACGGAAUACGACCUCUUUCAAUGUGACUGGAAUUCGAGACAACUGGGCUCAGGUGUAUGUGACUACCAUCCUGAUCUCGGUAUUCAGUGCCAACCACAUCAUGAUGACAACGAAUUAGGAAACUCAGGUUUUCAUUGGAGAGGUAUAAGAUUCGAAAAUGCAGUCUACGAAAGAAUACUGACAGCAGCUAAUACACUUUACGUUCCAACAUCGAUGUCUAGAUUGGCACAUAUUACUAUUAAAAACGCAGGUUUGGGAAGAGACAACAAUGCAACCAGUUCUUUAGAUAUAAUAGGUGUACCGCCUCAGAUGGACGAUAUAGAAAUAUCGAAUUCCGCCUUUAAUGCUAUAAAUGUGACAUCACCCGAUGCUCCAAUCACAAUAAACAACUGCACAAUACAAAAUAAUAGAGGGUACGGUAUAUAUGUUAAUUCUACGUACGGUAUGACAAAGAUUGAGAAUUGUCUGAUUCACGACAAUGGUGGCGACGGAGUCAAAUACGUAGUGCAUGAAAUGAAUAUAGAUGAGAAGUUCGAUCGAAGCGAAAUCUUCGAUUUAUGUACCCUUGCAUCGACACCUAGUCAAACAUUUCCGAUACAAAUGUCUAUAGAACAAUCUAGAUAUUCUAAUAUGGAAAGAGAUUGCAAUCAAAAAUUUUACACGAGACCCGAUCACGUUCUUACACUAAACUUCUUGAAGAUCACCACUAAUACAAAUGAUACAGGUGAAAUAUUUAUAUACGAUGGAUUAACGACAAACGAUAAACUAUUAUUACAAUUUAAUAUAAGAAAUCACACUCGACCACAAAGCGUGACAUCGACAAGAAAUAGAAUGUACGUGAGAUUUCGUGCUAACACUCGAACUGAUAUUGUUGGGUUUUUGAGGUUAAUGUCGGGAAUUAGUAAAACUUACGACUUAAAUUUAACUGACACUGUUAUUUCGGAUAACAAUGGUAGAGGUGUGGUAAUAGAAAAUCUCCGUUCUCAAAUACAUGUUCAUCGCACAUCCAUUUCUAACAAUAAUCAUGUAGCUGGCCUUCAAGUUUUAAAUGGUGCGGGGGAUGUGAAUGUAACGGAGAGUAGAAUAUCUUUUAACCAAGGUGAUGGUAUCAACAUAACUGUUACUGGCGGCAAUCGCAAUAUCUCAAGAAGUAUCAUUAGUUCAAACCAAGGAUAUGGUUUAGCAAUUUGGCUAAACAAUACGCAACAAACUGAAUAUAUUCCAUUAAACCAAACCACUGUGGUUGAAUAUUCCGAAGUAUUCAAGAAUUUAGAUGUUGGUAUUCUCCAUGGAAAUUUUUGCGGUGAUAGUUGGGUUAAUAUAACAGGGAACUGGUUUAAUUCUAGCGUAGAAAGUACCGUGGAAAUAGGCACGUGUUGGAGACUCAAUGAUCCAGUUAAAUUGCUCAAUUUACAAAUAGGACACAACAGAUUCUAUCAAAAUCAACGAGUACCUUUAAGAAUUCAACCCGCACUUAAUGUGAUUGGAAGAAUUGAAUAUAAUUAUUUUGAACAUGGUGAUUUCGGGUCAAUUGCAAUACUUAAUAGAAUUGACGGAAAAUUCCUGGAAGAAUUUGAGAUAUUGCCAGCUACAUUUUAUAUAGAACAUAAUUAUUUCUUUGGCAAUAAAGGACCGUUUGUUGUAAAUCUAGGAUUGUCGCCUUACAGUGAUGUUCAGUACAUAUUGUUCACAAGGAAUUAUUUACGGGAAAAUAAAAUAAGAGAACCAUUCGAACCGUUGGAAGGUUUAUCUUCCCGACUUACUCCUAGAAGUAGAGUUGCAGCAGCUAUAGUUUUAGCUUCAAGCAAUAUUGAUGUAUUUAGGAAUAUAAUAAAUAAUCCGGAGGCACAGUACGAAAUUGGUUCACAUGUAGAGGAUCAAAGUAAAAUUCUCAAUUGUACAUACAACUGGCUCGGAUUCGGAGAUGAAGAGAAAGUUUAUAAAAGACUAUUUCAUAGAAAAGAUAGAUAUAAUUUAGCUAAAAUAAUUUACAUACCUUAUUUAUUACAUAGUAGUAAUCCUGGUGCCACUCAAAUUUACUAUAAUUCCUUAUAUGUGCCGCAAUUUAAUGCACCUGGAUCAACGGUUGUAGGUGGUGAAGUCGAAGGUAUAGAAGUAUUAAGACCCGGAGAAUAUGAUGUCGAUAAGGAUAUCAAUAUCCGUCCAGGAGGUAGACUUAUUCUUCAAUCUGGUGUUACAUUAAAGUUUCCACCUGCAAUGGGAAUGAUGGUAGCUGGGAAAAUAGAAGCAAAAGGAAAACGGCCUAAUGAUAUUACAUUCACAUUAAAGGAAGAAGUAACGAUGACAAAUGAUAGUGUAUAUGAAACCGAUACUGAAUUAGAACCUACUACCCAAGGUUAUGUGGAACCAAUUGUACCAAUUAGACUUUUAGGUGGUAGAACCUCACAUGAAGGAAGGUUACAAGUUCGAAUAGACAGUAAAUGGGGGACUGUAUGCAAUUAUCGUUGGAAUAUCAUAAAUGCUGCAUUAGUGUGUAAUCAACUUGGUUUGGCUUUAAACCCAGAUGAUUGGUUUUUAGAACCCAAUGAAAUUCCAAAUGCUGGAAUAUCCGAAAAUAUUGUUUUGUCCAAUGUAGAAUGCACGGAGUUCGACAACGAUAUAACGAAUUGCAAGGCAGAAACAAUGGAGAACUUUGAAAAUUCUUGUACACACGAGAACGACGUUGGUAUUAGAUGUUAUGUAACAAGUUGGGCGGGAGUGAGGUUUAGUGUCAUUGCUGACAGAGCUGAUCUACAGUACGUGAGCAUAGAAAAAGCCGGGCUUCUUGAUUACUCCUCAAACUCGUUCAAACCUGCACUUCAAAUAGAUUUUGCUCGACAUAGUCUUGAUAGUGUGAAAAUAGCCAACAAUUAUCACGAUGGUUUAGGUAUUCUAUAUUCUGAUUUGUAUGGAGCUGAUGCAAUUAACACAGUUCGUAACUCUGAAUUUAGCAAUAACAGAGGCAGUGGUAUUAGCUUUAAACAGUUAGGUUUAAAAAUUUAUAGCUCCACAAUAGAAAACAAUGCUAUCGCUGGAAUAUCACAUAAUCCUCAUAUUACUGGUCCACAACAGAGAGAAAUAGCUGGAUGGUUUAACUUGGAUCCAAGUUUCGACUUGAAUGAGUCAAACUAUCAUCCUAUCAUGGUGCCAGAAUACGAGACAGAUAUAUCAUUAGUUAAUGGUGAAACAAGACAUAUAGUGUUUACAAAACAUUAUGGAGAAAAUAUUGCCAAAAUUUACAAUAUUAGAUGCAAUCCUGGUUAUGUACUUGGACUUCAGCUUUUAAAUCCUAUACACAAUUUUUCCACGGAAAGUAUUUGCAUAUAUGAUUCACAAAACAUCAAUGAAGCUAGCACAGUAUGGUGUCUUGAUCGCGAUCUAUCUACAUUUCCUACGACCAGUAAUACUUUUGGUGUAGUAUUGAAAUAUGAGAGUGGUACAAAAGCGUUAGGGGAUGUUGUAUUAAUAAUCAGUACUAUAAUAGCUCCAGUGCAAAAUUUGAGAAAUAGAAUUAUAAAAGGACCUGUCCCAACUCUACAGGUUUCAAAUACAAAAAUCAAAGGAAACACGAAAGGAAUAAAAGCUCUAUAUUAUAAUCGAUAUUUAAAUGAACUCGGUGACCACUUUUUACGUAAAGCCAAUGAAACCAUCAAGGUAUUUAAUUGUGAAAUAGCAUACAACAAAGAAGAAGCAAUCUACGUUAAUACUCCAUUUUGGGAUAUUCAUGACAGUAAUAUAACAGAAAUAACUAUGAUGGUAAAUAAUAGCUUGAUAACAGACAACGGUAAAGGCUUAUUUCAUUUUGCUAGAGAUUUACGAAGUUCUAACAAUUUGUAUCAUUAUGUACUUCAAGACAAUACGAUAGAAAGAAACAGAAACGGAGGAUUCGAUAUUUCAUUACCUUACGUUUGGCAUUACAAUGAAAAUUUUACUCAUUCUAUUUACCUACACAACAACACAUGGCGUAACAAUCAAAACUUUGCAUUUAUAAUUGACGGACAUUUUGCGGAAGUAAACAUAACCAAAAACGUGUUUACUGACAAUAAUUGCAAACAAGGUUUAAUUUCUAUUCAAGGCAUGGAAAAGAAAAUGAAAAUAGACGGAAAUGUAAUAGAAAGAAAUAAUGGUCAAUAUAUGGUACAGUUUUAUAUGGACAGUCAAAGUGAAAUUAUGGGAUUCGUUUAUGCUGUCUUUGUCUACAAUCAAAUUACAAAUAACAAGUUUGUUUCAUUAAUAAAUCGGGGUGCUCUUAUUAGAAACACUGAUCCCACAUAUGUUAUAGGAUUUAAGGGAAUUCAAAAAGUAAAAGUUAGUCGAAACCUAUUUGGCAACAAUACGAUUGAAUAUACUUUAUUGGCUGGCAUCAAAACUGCAAAAAUUAACAAUUUGCUAGAUGUUACAGAGAAUUGGUGGGGCAGUUCUAAUGAAAAAGAAAUCAGAAAACAGAUAUUUGAUUUUGAUGAUUGGAAUAAUCACGCAGUUGCCACAUAUUUGCCUUACUUACUGGAAGACAAUUUUGAUUCAAGCGUGUCUGUAACAUUUAGCCCUGACACUGCUAUAGAUCUUAAUAACCUUGGUGGUCGCCUGACAUCUGAUUUAACAAUCGAUGCACGUAUAACACCGUAUGUUGUAAAAGCUGAUAUUACGGUAAUGCCAGAUGUAACACUAACAAUAAAUCCGGGAGUCGUCUUAGAAUUCGCUCCUUAUGUAGGCAUACUUGUAAUGGGUACACUUAAUGUUAUCGGCCAUAGCCAACUGCCAAUUAUAAUGAAACCUAUGAUAUACACUUCUGAAGUAAACGCCAACAGAAUAGAGAAGAGAGAUGUUGGACAAUAUUUAUCUGGUCAUCACAAACAUAGGCGACAGUUAGAAAUGAUGACUGUGCCAUACUCAAUUAGACUCUGCACUGGAAGAAACUGCUCUGUUAAUGAUAACAACAUGGAAAGAACAAAUCAAGGAUUUUUAGAAUAUUACAAUAGAACAACAUUGCAAUGGGUGCCAAUGUGUGACAAUCGUUUCACAGAAAGAAAUGCUCAAGUUGUUUGCAGAGAAUUAGGAUUCGACCCGAUAAACGUAUUCUUUGCUCAUGAUAAACGAGUAGAAUACCAUAGCAAUUCCCUUUCCCGAAUAUGGUCUUGGCCUGAACCUUUGCAGUGCGUUGGAACAGAAGGUCGGUACGAGGAUUGUCCGAUUCGACUCAAUGGUCAACUUUAUGGUCACAGACAUGAAUGCAAAUGGAAUUCAGAAUUUGUAUUUAUACACUGUGGUACUAGAAAUUUAGAUGAAGGCUUAGAAUAUUGGGGUGGAAUUAGAUUUGCUAAUCCUGAUUUCGAAUAUUCGCUAUACGAACACAGGAUUCACGAUCAUCACACGCACGAAACAUUGAAAAGAGUUGAAAGUCGCUUGCAACACGUGCAUAUCAUCGGUGCUGGUAUACUUCAUAACGAAAAAUCACCCGCAGUUCAAAGUAUCGUUAAAAACCCGAUUAUUGAGAAUGUAAAUAUUACCAAAUGUGCUCACCAUGGUGUUAAUUUAAUUUCUCCAACGGAUACGAUUAAUAUGAUGUUCAACACAAUUAGCGAUACAUUGGGUGAAGGUAUUAGUGCUAUAUCUUUAAACGGAGAAGGAAGAGAAUCAGAAGAAUCGAGUUUUACUCCAUUGAAGGAUCUCAAUCUCCCAUAUAAUUUAUUUUCAUUGAUAGACAUUUGUGAUAGCUCAAAAGUUAUAACAAUUGAAGAAAGAGUUCUAUUAUAUUACAAAUACGAUAACAAUCCUGUUAAUUGUGUAAAAAUAUUCAAAAGUAUGUACAGAGUGAAACCUUUUGGUUUUAGAUUAUUACAAUUCAAUUUGUUUAAUCACACUCUUAAUUAUGGGAAACGUGAUUCUAUAACAUUGUACGAUGGAGAUAUCUAUAAUAUAACUGCACCUCAAAUAGGCUACCUGGAAAACGGAUCACCCGACGAAAAGAAACUUUUUAGAACAAAUGGGGCUAGUUUAAGUAUUAAGCUUUUUGCAAACGGCGCAUCUUCUGUCCACGGGUUUAUUGCUGAAAUUGUCACGCUACCAAUAUCUGCUAUUGGAUUCAAUCGUGAUGUCCAGCAUAAUAUAUCAAGCAGUGAAAUAACCAACAAUCGUGGUGGGGCUAUCACGUACCAAUCCGUUGGAGAAGUUAACCCCUUAGUGGCAAUCACCAGAAACGAGAUCACCAACAACUGCCUUAAACUUUAUGGAAACUUCACCACUUGCCAAGCUGCCGUCAGACUUGAUGUUCAAAAUACACAGACUUUUGUUUUCAGAAACAACUUAGUACGCAAUAACGUCGGUGGGCUAUUGGUUAGAGCUGAUUCAAGAGGUUCAGCGACGUCUCUUCGUGGUUGGAUCCACAAUAAUCUGUUCUACGCCAAUCACGAUAUGCCAUCUCUUCAAGUUGAAGGUCGUCAAUCCACUCCAUACCAAGAAAUAACGAUCUACCGCAACUAUUUCACCCGCAACCACGCCCUUUACAAAGACGUCAUAGUACUACGGCAAGUGGUCUCGAAUUUCACCCACAACUACGUACACCAUAACACCGGUCUCAGGAUAUUGGAGGUUUCUGGCUUCGAUAAAGUGCGGUUACCUAUCUACCAGACAACUUCGCAUAAUGGUUUUUACAAGAACUUUGCGUUAGACCGUGAAGGUCGAGCAACAGUAGUGGCGGGUACCGCUGGCCAGCAUUACAUCGAUAAUAUAUUCUUUAACCCCGAUAACGAUUAUGAAAUGAUUACAGUUAAUAGAUCUAUCUUUGUUGAUUUUAAUCCCAAUAUCAUAAGUGCACUCGAGUUGUGGCGCACGCGUAUAGACGCUAAACAUAACUACUGGAGUUACAACGAAAGUCUUGCAGUGGCAGGCCGUAUCCGCGACCAGUCUGAUAACCCUUUCCUUUUGGAAGUGGACUACAGGCCAUAUUACAUGAACAACCAGACCGUGCUGGGCGGUGGCAAGUGCCCGCCCGGCUGGGAGGCGCUGGCCGGUACUUGCUACAUGUACGUGGGAGCGCCCAUGACGUAUGAAGACGCCCGCGCGUUCUGUCUGUCGGACAACGCGUCAAUGCCAUACGUAGGUGGUAACUACGAAGCUCUCUAUGAGUUCAUACAUCGCCAGAACCAAUGGUUCCAAUACAGCGACAGAGUCUGGGUGAACCACAUAGACUAUGUAACGCAAUGUACAUCGUUCGCCUUCUCAUCUAUCGAGAUCACGGACUGUAAUCAGAAGAACGCGUUUAUUUGUGAAAUUGACCCCAAGAUCUCCAUCGACCCAAUGUCGUGGCGUGGAGACACGCUGGUUCUAGGCUUUGUGGGGGCGUUGCUCGCCGCGGUGUUACUAGUGAUCGCCGCGCUCGUCUGCUGGUACUCCAAGUCCAAGCACAGACAUCUUCAAAGGCUAGAAAGGCGCAAUUCUAUAAGACAAUCCUUGCACUCCGUGCGAUCUAUUGGCAGUAUAAAUGGUGGCUUUCCAGAUACUCCUUACAGAAGAAAAAUGACGACCCAGAUGAGCACACGUUCGACAGAUACUCUAACAAAAGGAUCGGAUUAUCGCAAAAUGGUAGCAUCAUCUACAUCAAUCGAAUCAAUGGAAAAGAGUCAAUUCAAUUCAUCAAUCGAAGACAAUCAAAGCUUCGAUAUAUACGAAGCACACAAUCCAAACAACAUAAUCCAGCUAAAACACAGUACAUUCAACCGAAAACCGGCGUCACCAGAAUACAGUGUCCCCCAGAACAAUAACAGACCGUUCGACCUUGCAUAUAAAAAUGAAGGUUAUAGAGAAAAUUCUGGAGCGAGUGCGGCGCCGUCUAUGAACACGAUUGCGACUGAGGAAUUACCGAUAAUUCACCACCCAGGUGGGUUACAACCCCAAGAUGACGAUACGAUAUCACCACGAAGCGAUACCCAAUACUUUACAUCAGACACAUUACCCUUAAGAGACAAAUCAGAUGAUCCAUUGUUUAUGAAACGUGAAUCGGAAAAGGAAGGGAAGAUAUACGGGCCGUAUGGUGCUCCUAAUCAUGGUGGUCAGCCGAAAUUGUCCUUUUUAAUGGAAUUAAGAUCAAAAUUGCCAGAACAACCUCAACCUGGAGCCAUGCCUACUACUACGUUCGGUCAAAGAAAUCUUCCAGACGAACGUCAAUACUUCGACGAUCGAUUACCUAGUCCCCAACUCCCAGGGUACUCAUUCGAAACCAGUUCCCAACCAUCACCCGACCCCCCUUAUACUCCUGACCCCCGAUAUACCCCUGACCUCCCUUACACCCGUGACCCCCCAUAUACUUCCCACAGCCCAUACACUCCUGACCUCCACACUCGUUCUCGAUCUGAAGCAUUAUUAGAAACUAACUUCGACUUCGAAGAUUCCCCAGCACCUAUAACAGAAGACAGCAGAUCGUACAGUCAACCAUUAGAAACAGCUAUGUAGGAUAAUAAAUUAUACCAAAAAAUUCUAAAUUUAUACAUAUACCUACUGAAAAUAUUAUAUUAUAAAGAAAAUUUAGAAAUUGGAACAAUAUGAGCAUUUAGUGAUAAUAGGUGUUUUACCUUUUGUAAUACUGUUAUAUAGAAAAUAAUUAUUACUGAUGCUUUAAUUAAUUACAUUCUAUAUAUAUA
Messenger RNA from Melitaea cinxia (Glanville fritillary), 9270 nucleotides. RefSeq names its product protein bark beetle (gene bark). Gene Ontology annotation, cellular component: membrane. Lineage: Eukaryota; Metazoa; Arthropoda; Insecta; Lepidoptera; Nymphalidae. The record is from RefSeq and is a predicted model, not a curated record. The coding region runs from base 5 to 9082 and encodes 3025 amino acids. The transcript is spliced from 15 exons.